AUUUUCUGUUACGCCACCGCCCAAAAUCUGAAGCCAAAAACCUCUCGGAAGAAGGAAAAACACAUGUCAUCUUCCCCUUGUCAUUUUUCUCUCUUUGUAAAAUAACAACAAACUUCUUUCUAUCGCUCUUUCAGAAAACCCCUUCUCGAAUUUCGAGGUUCUAAGGUGAUCCAUAAUGUUUGGACGGGGUACAAGGAGGAGCGACAACUCCAAGUAUUAUGAGGUUCUUGGUGUUCCAAAAAAUUCCAGUCAAGAUGAACUUAAAAAAGCAUACAGAAAAGCUGCCAUAAAGAAUCAUCCGGACAAGGGUGGGGACCCUGAAAAAUUCAAGGAGUUGGGUCAAGCAUAUGAAGUUCUAAGUGAUCCAGAGAAGAGAGAAGUUUAUGAUCAGUAUGGUGAAGAUGCCCUUAAAGAAGGAAUGGGUGGUGGUGGUGGUGGUCACAACCCAUUUGACAUAUUUGAGUCGUUCUUUGGUGGAGGUUUUGGUGGAGCUUUUGGUGGGGCUUUUGGCGGUGGUAGUAGCUUCAGAGGCAGCAGAAAGAAACAAGGUGCAGAUGUAGUGCAUACUCUAAGGGUUUCACUGGAGGACUUGUACAAUGGCACAACAAAAAAGCUCUCUCUUUCACGGAACAUAUUUUGUCCAAAAUGUAAAGGGAAAGGUUCAAAGAGUGGAGCUUCUGGAAGAUGUUAUGGAUGUCAAGGUACUGGAAUGCGUGUUACAACUAGACAGAUAGCCCCAGGCAUGAUUCAACAGAUGCAACAUGUUUGUUCCGAGUGCCGAGGCUCAGGAGAGCUUAUAAAUGAGAGGGAUAGGUGUCCUCAGUGCAAGGGAAACAAAAUUACACAAGAAAAGAAAGUAUUAGAAGUGAAUGUUGAGAAAGGGAUGUUACACGGUCAGAAGAUUGUUUUCAACGGGGAAGCUGAUGAAGCUCCAGAUACCAUCACCGGCAAUGUCAUUUUUGUAUUACAACAGAAGAGUCACUUGAAAUUCAGGCGUAAGUCUGACGAUCUUUAUGUGGAACACAAUCUUAGUUUGACAGAAGCUCUGUGUGGCUUUCAGUUUGUCCUGACUCAUCUUGAUGGAAGGCAGCUUCAGAUCAAAGCUAACCCCGGAGAAGUUAUAAAGCCUGAUCAAUAUAAGGCGAUAAAUGAUGAAGGAAUGCCCCAUUAUGGGAGGCCAUUCAUUAAGGGUCGGCUUUAUAUCCAUUUCAAUGUGGAAUUUCCAGAAUCUGGAUUUCUUUCGCCUGAGAAAUGCCACACUCUUGAGGCUAUUCUGCCACCAAGACUAGGGAAGCGCUCUUCUGAUAUGGAGUUGGAUAAGUGUGAGGAAACCACUAUGCAUGACAUCAACAUGGAGGAAGAAAUGAGACGCAAGGAGCAGCGACGUAGACAGGAGGCUUAUGAUACAGAUGACGAUGAUGAUGAGCCAAAUCUGCGUCGUGUCAAUUGUAACCAACAAUAGAAUUUCCAUAUACAGUAGUGGUCUUUUGGUUGAGUCCCCAAUUUUGCCUUAUGCUCUCUGUUGGCUGUUUUGGUUAGGUAGGAAUUAACUGGUUUCUUUUUGGUUCUGCUUCAGUUUGGUGUGGUGAUCUCAAUGCAGUUUUUUUGGUCCUAAAGUUCAUUGCUAUC
This is a messenger RNA of Solanum dulcamara, 1629 nucleotides long. Its product is annotated as dnaJ protein homolog 2-like. Gene Ontology annotation, cellular component: cytosol; cytoplasm. Gene Ontology annotation, molecular function: Hsp70 protein binding; ATP binding. The record is from RefSeq and is a predicted model, not a curated record. Bases 176 to 1462 code for a protein of 428 amino acids. The transcript has 8 exons. Lineage: Eukaryota; Viridiplantae; Streptophyta; Magnoliopsida; Solanales; Solanaceae. Gene Ontology annotation, biological process: response to heat; protein refolding.